AUGGGUGAUGAGGAUCCAUACGACGCUUUCUUCAUGCCACAACCAGCCAAACCUGCUGUUGGAGAUCUCCCGGACCCAGCUGUUGAUAGACUCCAUGCUUUGGAGGAAAAGUUUAAGUCCUUGGAGGUUCACACUACUCCCGGUUUGGACGUUGUUGACAUGUGCCUGGUGCCAGGACUCGUGAUUCCACAAAAAUUCAAAAUCCCAGACUUUGACAAAUACAAGGGGAUCACCUGCCCGAGAACUCACCUCAGAGCUUACUGCCGCAAAAUGGCCGCCCACAUUAGUAAUGAUCAGCUCCUUAUUCAUUACUUCCAAGAUAGCCUCAGUGGGGCAUCUUUGGAGUGGUAUAUGCAAUUAGAAAGAGAUUAUGGUUUUAACAUCAAAUUUCGUGUCGAUUAUACUGCUGUUUCUGCGUCCGAAGCUGUGAUAAGUUUCUCUUUAAUGUUGAAUGAAAAGGAGAAUAGUAAGCCUCCGCUUCACUGUCUCUCGACUGCAUCACCCGAAUGGAACAACAAAGCAGACAAUGCAUGGCAACUAAUAGCAGCAACAUUAGUGGGCCUGCAAAGUGUUCCUGGGCUUGUAAUACUUUAUGGCAGCAUGGUUAAGAAAAAAUGGGCCGUAAACUCAGCCUUCAUGGGCCUAUACGCAUUUUCCGCCGUGUUAGUUUGUUGGGUUUUAUGGGCCCAUCAAAUGGCAUUUGGGAACAAGCUUUUUCCUUUUGUUGGAAAACCCAAUUUUGCAUUGAAUGAGAAGUUUCUACUUUCAAAGGCAUCAACACAAUACUAUUUACCAAUGGCUGACUUUGUUUUUUACCAAUUUGCUUUUGCUGCAAUUACUCUUGUGUUGCUUGCAGGGUCGUUGCUUGGGAGAAUGAAUUUUUAUGCAUGGAUGUUGUUUGUUCCUAUGUGGCUUACAUUGUCUUACACUGUUGGUGCUUUUAGUAUAUGGGGGAAUGGCUUUCUUGAGGGGAAAAUAAUUGAUUAUGCUGGGGGGUUUGUUAUUCAUCUAUCCUCUGGUGUUGCUGGUUUCACUGCUGCUUAUUGGGUUGGUCCAAGAAGUUCAAAUGAUAGGAAAAAUUUUCCACCAAAUAACAUAAUUCACAUGCUUGGAGGUGCAGGGUUCUUAUGGAUGGGUUGGACAGGUUUUAAUGGUGGAGCACCAUUUCAGGUUGGAGAAAUUACAUCCUUGGCAAUAUUCAACACUCAUCUUUGUACUGCCACAAGCAUACUUGUUUGGCUUUCUCUAGAUAUGUUUGUAUACAAGAAAGGCUCAUUGAUAGGUUCCGUCCAAGGAAUGAUCACUGGUCUAGUUUGCAUCACACCAGGUGCAGGAUUGGUGGUUCCAUGGGCUGCAAUAUUGAUGGGAGCUUUAUCUGGUUCAAUCCCAUGGUACACGAUGAUGGUAUUGCACAAAAGAUCAUCAUUUUUUCAAAGUGUAGAUGAUACAUUAGGAGUCUUUCACACUCAUGCAGUGGCUGGUAUUCUUGGUGGAAUCCUUUCUGGUAUCUUUGCCAAACCCAGUCUUUUGAAGAUGCUCUAUGGGCCUGAAACUUCUUAUGGGCCUGGCUUAUUCUACAGUUAUUUUUACGGUAAUGUGGGCCAAGGAAUCAGGCAAAUAUUGUACCAAUUACUAGGAGCAUUUUUUAUCACUCUUUGGAAUGUUGUUAUCACUAGUCUCGUUUGUAUUAUUGUAAGUCUCAUUAUGGAUCUUCGAAUGCAAGAGGAAGAUCUUGAAGUUGGUGAUGAUGCUGCUCAUGGAGAAGAAGCUUAUGUUCUAUGGGGUGAUGGAGAAAAAAGGAUACUCCCUCUUCGUAUACAUAUAAAUUCUCCAACAAUUAUUUCUAUUUCUCACCAAAGACAUUCAAUUCCUAUCAAUAAAAUUGAUGAAUAAUCUUUUUUAUUGUGGGAGUGUUAAGUGUGAGUAAAAUGUCAUAUAUUUGAUGGAAAUGUGUGUCAAGUAACAUACAAGUGAAAAAAAGAUUGAUAUAAUUGAUGAAAAUGCAGUCUCGAAACCAUUCUUAAUGGAAGAGACACGUAGAGCAAAAGAAAAAAGUUGUUCUAAUACUAUUAUUGUAUACUCAUCUCAUUUAUGUUACAUUUAGUGUUGAGUUAA
Messenger RNA from Lathyrus oleraceus (garden pea), 2115 nucleotides. Its product is annotated as ammonium transporter 2 member 3. The coding region runs from base 1 to 1893 and encodes 630 amino acids. Gene Ontology annotation, cellular component: plasma membrane. The record is from RefSeq and is a predicted model, not a curated record. Gene Ontology annotation, biological process: ammonium transmembrane transport. Gene Ontology annotation, molecular function: ammonium channel activity. NCBI's taxonomy places the organism in Eukaryota, Viridiplantae, Streptophyta, Magnoliopsida, Fabales, Fabaceae. The transcript is spliced from 6 exons.